AUGGCCACCGAAACGCCUCCAUCCGCCGAAACUGGUGAAGCAGAAAUCGUCGCCAGCUCAAUCGGUGCGCAAGGGGCGCAUGACAAGGCGGCAGCAAGGAGGUCAUUUCUAGGCCUCGGCCUGGCACCAAACUCUGACGCAGCUCAUACGACAUGGGCCAGCUCAAAUAGCUGCAGCAGCUGCCUGUACCACCGCUUGCUCCUGUCAAACUCGCGGCAACAGCAUCUUUUCCACCUUCAGCAGCAGCGAGGACACCAUGCCGAAACUGCAGAACACGUCGAUCGAGGUCAACACUACAACAAAACACGUCGAUAUCAGAGCACCAUGAGACAUCGCGAGUGCCAUUUGGUCCAUGAGUUCCCAGAGUUCCAGGAAACCCCAACAUCGUCACGAGGCACGAGCCGAAGCCGAAGCCCACAAUUGGUCCAAACGUACAUCAAGUCUUUGCGAAGAUGCUCAGAUGAACGACGGGCGUCGAUGGACGGGUUUUCAUCUGUAGCCAGGGAGGAGUUCGAAGCUCUGCCUCCGGCUAUCCAACGCAAGUACUUCUCCACGCAAGAACGACUACGCAUCGUACAACGCCCGCAUCAUAAGCACGUUGGCAAACCCUCCUUGGACAGAUCUGAUAUCCUUUCCAAAACGCGUCUCCCUUACGACGCCGCCCAAGGCACACACCCCACACUUGGGCUUGGAUUUGGUCGCCACGAGCUGGCAAGCGCACCGCAUCGCCGAGCCAAAGCUGGGAAUACUUCAGCACGGGUAUAUGCCCACCCACACAAGAGGACUGCCAGGUUGCGUCAAACCGGAUCCGGCGAGUCGGCUGCACUGCGCCUCGGGAAGUGUGUGAUUUUGGACGCGGCUGAAGAGUCGAUUAUCCGGCUCGGAAAGCGUCACAAAGGAGGUAUUGAGCACGAGAUUGUGCCAAACGACCCUGGUUCGGCCAGGCCAACGCCUAGAAAUAUGGUCUCGUUUGCCCCCGACGCUGCGGCCGCGGCCGGAUCGGACGCACCUUCGGCCGCAGAUUCCAUGUUUGAGUCGUUUCGAUGGUUGGAAGCGGGCGAAGACCUAGACCUGCGACUACUACUCGACGACGGUCGCUUCCCUUUGGGCGAGGGAAAUGUUUCAACUCAGGCCAAGAAAAUCCCGUACUCCAAGCGACGUCUUUCCAUGGCAAAACUCCCCUUUGCCGGCCGCACCUCUACAACACUGAGCAGGCCAGCAUCCAAGGAUGCCUCGGCGACGUGGUCUUUUAUGGUGCCGCCAAACCCAUCAUCUGCGCCUGCAUUGCCACCACCACAAGGCCAUGUCCGGAGGAGGUCUCGGGCGCUAUCCCUCAUCACGCCCAUCAAGCACUCGCUUCCCAACUCGGCAGCCUUUGUAGAUUCAGCAGCAGCGCAUUAUCAAGACCCGGAUGCCAGGAUGAAGCUUCGGGUGUACUUGGCCUCGCCACACAAGUUUGAUGAAGCCGUCGAAUUCGGCUUUCCCUCGAUUGACGAAGUUGAGAGCAAGGGAUUCUUGGAGCAUAAGAGGCCAGUGCCGCCCAAGGCCGGAGCGACGGGGCUGGUGGAGCUGCAGCCUUGUGAAGAGAAGAAAGGUUUAAUGCUUGGCGGCGAGGCUUCCACGGCGGAGAUGGCGUCACCCGGGACGCCGGAGGCUGCUGCUGCUGAAGACGACGCGCCACGGGCAAGGCCGACUGACCAGCACGACGACGCUGAGACGAUGACGACGACGGCCAGGGUGGAAUAUGCUCAGGCACCCGUAGCGUGCCGCGAGAUGACGCUCCGCAUGACUCUGACGCGGCCAGACCUCCGAGCCAACGAAGAGCAAAUGUACGGAUGGCAAAAGACGCCGAGCGGGCGCAAGUCGUCGGUGACGAAGGACGAACCUCAGUCGCCCACAAGCCUCGUUAGAAAUGGUCACUCCAAGGAAAGCAUUGAGCGACAGUUUGCAGCCCUGGAUCAGGAAGAUUUGUUGGCAAGCGAGAACGGCGUCAUGAGGAGGUUCUGGAACCGUAUGCGUCGGUCUUGA
Messenger RNA from Ustilaginoidea virens, 2028 nucleotides. RefSeq lists its product as uncharacterized. The coding region runs from base 1 to 2028 and encodes 675 amino acids. The record is from RefSeq and is a predicted model, not a curated record. NCBI's taxonomy places the organism in Eukaryota, Fungi, Ascomycota, Sordariomycetes, Hypocreales, Clavicipitaceae. The transcript is spliced from 2 exons.